Suillus discolor is the source of this 2174-nucleotide messenger RNA. RefSeq lists its product as uncharacterized. The coding region runs from base 58 to 1875 and encodes 605 amino acids. The record is from RefSeq and is a predicted model, not a curated record. NCBI's taxonomy places the organism in Eukaryota, Fungi, Basidiomycota, Agaricomycetes, Boletales, Suillaceae. The transcript is spliced from 5 exons.
AAAGACUACCGUUCAUCAGUGGUCUCAACAGUGCUCACAUAUCCCCAGAAAUUCUCCAUGGAGAACACCAUGGCGAACAUGCCAGUCGAAUCAGCUUCUGCCAUUGUGCAGGCUGUAGACCCUAAUGAGCCUCCCCCGAAGCGCAAACCUGGACGACCCAAAGGAAGUGGGAAGAAACAGCCUCCUGAUCCCGCCAUCAUCAGCGAAAAGAUCAAGCGUCCGGUAGGCCGCCCUCGUAAGGAUGGUUUACCUGCCGGAUCUGUCGGCGCUCGGAAAGCAAAUCAGCAGCGACGAUCGAGUGUAAAGCUGAGCGCGGAUGCCCCACAGCUUCCGCCUGGUGUACCAUUCCCUGGAGCAUAUUAUCCACAGCACCCCGGCAUCCCACCUCCAUGGCAAGGAUUCACCCCUCAAGCCCCACAAACGACACCUCCCAUCACCAACGGCAAUACAGUCCCGAACACUCAGCAUCCUUCCAUAGAUCCCAACCUCAAUCGUGAUGAAUGGGCGGAGCUUUCAUGUACAAAGCCCAACGUGCUCAUGCAGGCCCUCUUGGGAGCUAUCGCUGCACCUAAUCCCAUCGCCAGCGGAGGACCUACUGUUGAAGAAGCUUUCAGGUCCCACCUUGCAUCACUUAUGCCAUCUCAAAACCAAAACAAAGAUGCACAUCCCAUUCCUUCUCUCUAUUCAGUUCUUAGGACCUUAUGGCUUCCUUCAUCGCCAUCUUAUUUAUCAUUGAUUGCGCCUCGGACAACUGCCCGAGUCACGCACUCCGAGCAUCGAUUCUUGUAUUGGGAUCCGUUACCUCUCGUUCUCGCUGGCAUUCAUUGCACCGUGUGCGGGAGCACUCUCCAAAACCGAGGCCGCAUCCGUAGCGGCCCAGUCAAGGUUUACGACCUCGACAAACCCUUCUUCAUCAUCGGAUGCGAGUACGCAUGCAAAAGUGUAUCGUGUAUCGCUAGCACGACUCCUGAAGGACGCAAAUUCGCCAGCACGGACGCGUCUGUUAUGCAGGGACUUCCCGUGAGGCUAAGGGAAGAGUUUCCAGCGCGGUUGUUGCAGGGUGACGCCGAUCUGGGCCCUGGAAACAAUGUUUGGAAUUGGCAUGCUGUCGGUGUCUCCAAAACGCUUUGGAACAUGGUGAAAGCCUGUCUCAAAGUUGGGAUGCCGAAGGACAACAUUCUCAAUAUCAUCAACGCCGUCCAAAACCCGCCUCCUGACGAGAAAAGGGACCAAGAUCAGGAAUAUGAUGUUGAUGAUGGUGGUGUGGGUGCUGAUAUCUUUCGUCGAGAAAUCGACAACAAUAACCAAGAUGCUAUAGGCGAGUUCAGCGAUGCAUGGAAAGCAGACUCUAGUGCUCCAGAACCUGGCCCAUCAACCCAAAUUCAUCCCUCUAUGCCUCAACCCUCGACAUCUACUCUUGGUAGUGCUACACCUGACCAUCCUACUCCAUCAGUGUCCACGUCCGUACAGCCUCAGCCUCAACCUCAGGCACAGGCACAGGCUCCGCCGCAGGUACAACAAUUUGCUUUCGGACAGCCAGGCCCGUAUGUAUCGUAUGCCUAUCCCGGGUACUCAUAUUACCCUCAGCACCCCCAAAGUCAAAGUGCUCCACCUCCACCAGUUUCUCAGCCGCACACGCCAAGUGAGCAAAAUGGACUUAAACGAGCGUAUGGUUAUGGAGAGACGAGUGAAGUUGCGAUCCUAGAGCCCUCGCAGAAGCGAACUCGACACUGCUGCAAGUGCGGUUCGCAGGAUUGCAAGGGCAAGGGCGGACGCACGUUUUGUAUGAAUGCGUGUCAGGAUUGUGGGAAGAUAGACUGCAAGGGCCGGAACAGCAGACGUCCGGACAAGGUAUGCUCGGAAGCGUGGAAUUAGGUGUACGAGUGUGCUGGUAUCGCGGGUUGUACGACGAGAAAUACAAUACGAAACCACUCCUUGCCUACUCUGGGAAACGUAAUGUUUUGUAUUACUCACAUUACAUGUUAGGUUCCAUUGUGUUACUUUCUUCAUCUGAUGUUCUCUCUGUAGCCUCUACCCUCGCUUGAAAUAUAUUAUUAUUGUUGUUCCGGAAAAUCAUCGGAGCUGGCAUGGGAAGGUAGUUAUGUCGGCUGAUAAGUGAAUAUAAAGCGGACGGAAAUUUACCCCUUUACGUAAACCAGUUAUCAUUUGGUCAG